Molecule: messenger RNA, 943 nt
Organism: Syzygium oleosum
Lineage: Eukaryota; Viridiplantae; Streptophyta; Magnoliopsida; Myrtales; Myrtaceae
Exons: 5
Coding region: 155-799 (214 amino acids)
Source: RefSeq, a predicted model, not a curated record
CCGGUUGCAUCGGUCGAGCGCAAUCUUCAUCUCGGGGAGUGCGGGGGAGACCGACUCUCUCACUCUCUCUCUCUCUCUCUCACUCUCUUCAAUUCGGCUUCGCGAGCUUCCCGUUCAAAUCGCGUUGCGGCGUCGACAGAGAGAUCUGAAGGCGAUGGCUUUUCUUCUUCCUCUGCGCGGAAGCUCGAGCGUCGGAGCUCUGUCCAGAGACGGACCGGUCUUGCCGGUGGAUGCCUCGGCUCUUCUUCCGUCGUCGCGUCGUAAUUCGAGAGCACCCAUUGAUUUAUUCGGAGGAAGGUCUUCUGUCAGAAGCUUUCAUGUUGAGAGACGUUCUUUUUCCUCCAGAAGUGGAUUGGACAGGAUGAUGCCUAAGAGGACGAAAUUUACAAUUCCCAGAAGUGGCGGUUCCUCGAACUCUAGCAGUACCAGUGAGGGUUCCUCUGAUCAGGGCAAGGCUCCUUUUGGAUACAGCAGGAAGGACGUUCUAUUGAUUGGACUUGGAGUCACGGUUUUUGGCAUUGGCCUAAAAAGUGGAUUGGAGUUUGCUGGAGUUGAUCCUCUACAAGCAGGGAAUGUUGUCCAGCUAGUGCUGGUAUUGGGAUUAACUGUCGGAUGGAUAUCCACUUAUAUAUUCAGGGUUUCAAACAAGGAAAUGACCUAUGCUCAGCAACUACGUGACUAUGAAAACAAGGUCAUGGAGAAGCGCAUAGAGAGCUUGACAGAAGCUGAGCUUGAAGCUUUGCUGGAACAAGUGGAGGAAGAGAAGAGACGCUUAGCGAGCGGCGAGCAAGUCAACUAAGUACACAUGCCAUCUGUAUAUAAUAUGGGAUCAAGUCUGCCCCCACAUGUAUUGUGUAGUGAAAGUCACCUAAAGAUUGUUGCUUACACAUGUUAAUUGUCCUAGUGCUUUCUUCACGAAGAAGCCUACCUUUGGGUCGAUAAA